AUUGAAGAUCUGAAGGAGAUAAACCAUGAGCUAAGGCAACAUGUCAUACAGUUGUUAGAUAAGAGGCAACUCGUGGAAAAUCAAGUGGAUAGAUUCACCUGUAAAAAUGAUCAUCUGUAUAAACAACUUGCUGUAAUUGGCAAGCUAUCUGAGCAGCUGGAAAAUGAAUUGCUGUUGAAUACUGCUGAUAAGGAGCUUCAGGAAGCAAAGAUUCAAAUUCGACACCAGCAGAGUAAGAUAAAGAAUCUGGAACACACGGUGAAAACACUAAAAUCUGUUAUUUUGCAAACAGAACCUGAAAUAAGACACGGGAAGUCACCUUCAAGGCUUGAUGCCUUUAUUAAGACAUUGGAAGAGGACAGAGAUUACUAUAAAAGUGAGACUGAGAAUUUGAUGAAGUUAUUUAGAAAGACAUUUUCAAGUCCUAAGCGAACCUCUACUUGGGGCAGCAUGUCAAAAAAUUUUUCAUCCAUUCAGGGCAUGAAUUCUGAUACAAAAGUCUUGAAAAUAUUGAAAGAACAUGAAGAACUUAAGUCAACAGUGAAAAAAUAUGAGCGCCACAUGGCAGAAAUUCAGGGUAACCUCAAAGUUUUAACAGCUGAGAGAGACAAAAUUGUCAAUCUUUAUGAACAGGCCCAGGAGGAGCUUUCCCGCCUCCGUCAGGAAGCCAUCCAACGCCCCAGGGCGCCGGGAGGCGCCGCCAGAGCUCAGGCUGUGCUGCGGCACCUGGAGGCAGAAAGGGACGCGGCGCUGGCAGACUUCCGACGGAUGGCCACGGAGCGCGACAGCCUCAGGGAGCAGCUAAAGAUUUCCCAAGAGACUGCGUUUAAUGAAAAGGCUCAUCAGGAACAGAGAAUUGAAGAGCUAGAAACUAUUAUUCAAAAUUUAGAUAGUGAACGGUCAGAACAGAUGUCUGAAGUGGCACUAAUGAAAGACACCAUUGAAUCUCUGGAAAGGGAGGUGAAAAGAUUGGCAAGAGCAGCACUGGACUCUGAAGCUGAGCGGAGCCGACAGGAAGCUGAAUGUGUCUCACUAAGGUUAUUGAAUGAAAAGACAGAACAGAGUCUUUCAGAGACUCAGCGAAACCUUGUCAAGAAAAAAUAUGAAAUGGAACUUACCCAAGAGAAAAUUAUGCUUUUGGAUGAAAAAAUUGAUAGCUUUUCAAGACAAAGUCUUGUACAACAAGAAGCGAUCUGUGCUUUGAAAGAAACAAUUGCACAACUUGGUAAAGAGAAGGCAGCUCUGCAAGACUCUCUGGAAGAAGGAAAAGAGAAGAUUGCUACCUUUGAGGAAAGCCUGGCAAUUAAAGAGAAGAUAAUUUCAGAUUUCAAGAUUCUGAUUUCUGAGUUGGAGCAUACCACAAAAAAAUCUACUGAAGCACUCAGUAUCUGUGAGAAAGACAUCACCAGUUUGCAUCAACAGCUCCAAGAAGCCAACAAAGAGCUUGCACAGACUAACAAGAACAGAGAAUCAUUAGCUCAGGAGAAUGACAGGUUACAAGAACAUCUUUCUAAUAUUAAGGAAGACAACCAGGUACUAUAUGAAAAACUAGCAAAGUACCAAAAUGAGCUAGAUGAUAUGAAGUUGAAAGCCCAGGAUUCAAACGCAGAUAUUGUUAGGCUGAAGGGUGCACUGAAGUCUAAAGAGAGAGAGAACUGCGAGCUUUUGGAGAAUUACCACAAAGCCUGUGAACAAGGAAGAAGUUGGGAAGCAAAAUGGAAUCAAGCAGAAGCAGACUGUAGCUCUGUUAGGCUGGCACUGCUCAGUGCAGAGGCUGAGAAAUGCAGGCUGAAAGAGAAACUGGAGUCUCUUGAAACAGAGAUGGAGCAACUACAGAUCAAGUGUGAGUUAUCCUGUUCUGAAAUAGAGCUGCUGCAAAAACAACUGGGAAAUGAAAGAACAUCUAUCAAAAACCUGGAAUCUUUGCUUAUGUCCAAUUGUGAGAAAGAGUUUCAGUCACAGAAAGCAAAACAAGAAAAAGACUCUGAAAUUCAGUUUCUCAAGGAACAGCUUUCUGUUGCAGAAAACAAACUUGCUGUGCAGAGUCAAGAUAUUGCUCAGUUCAGAAGCAGAGCAGCUCAGCUAGAGUCAGAACUGGAUAUCACCAAAAGGCAGCUGGGGGCCGAGCGCUGUGAAAGGCAA
Merops nubicus (carmine bee-eater) is the source of this 2142-nucleotide messenger RNA. It is a transcript of the gene TSGA10, whose product is annotated as testis specific, 10. The record is from RefSeq and is a predicted model, not a curated record. The annotation marks the transcript as partial. The transcript has 15 exons. NCBI's taxonomy places the organism in Eukaryota, Metazoa, Chordata, Aves, Coraciiformes, Meropidae.